Molecule: messenger RNA, 552 nt
Organism: Lachnellula hyalina
Lineage: Eukaryota; Fungi; Ascomycota; Leotiomycetes; Helotiales; Lachnaceae
Gene: TMC1
Product: AN1-type zinc finger protein
Exons: 2
Coding region: 1-552 (183 amino acids)
Biological process (GO): protein ubiquitination; modification-dependent protein catabolic process
Cellular component (GO): nucleus; cytoplasm
Molecular function (GO): protein tag activity; ubiquitin protein ligase binding; zinc ion binding
Source: RefSeq, a predicted model, not a curated record
AUGCAUUCAUCACCCUCAAGCUCUCGUUGCGCAUCUCCAGAACCCUCCGACACAAUGCAGAUCUUCGUCAAGAACGUGUCUGGCAAUAGUAAGCCCUCUUCACCUUCUUCUCAACGCCUUCUAACCUCCUCCACAGCAAUCGCCAUGACAGUCCCCUCCUCCCUGACCAUUCAAAACCUCACCACCCUCCUAUCAGUCCGGACGUCCUUGCCAGAAAGCGACCUCCGCCUGGUGCACGCCGGCAAGCACCUCUCCUCCUCGGACGCCACCCUGUCCGAUUACCACAUCCCGCGAGAGUCAACCCUACACCUAGCACUGCCCUUAAGGGGCGGCAUGCCACCCAAGAAGAUCAAGUGCACGUACAAGGACUGUAGAGAGGGUGCCCAGCGCAUCAUUGGGGACUGUGGGUUCUGCAACGGGCAUUACUGCGGGAAGCACCGGCUUCUAGAGGACCACAAGUGCGAUGGUUUGGAAGACUGCAAGAAGGAAUCGCACGACCGGAACGCGGCACAGCUUAAUGCUGAGCGGACACAGGUCAUCAAGGGUAUAUAG